Molecule: messenger RNA, 738 nt
Organism: Closterium sp. Yama58-4
Lineage: Eukaryota; Viridiplantae; Streptophyta; Zygnematophyceae; Desmidiales; Closteriaceae
Source: the annotation of a GenBank genome assembly
AUGGCCUCCUCGCUCUCUCAGCUCGCCUCGUCGUCCGCACUCUCCGCGCUUCACGCUCGCGUCGCCCCCAGAAUAGCCAAGCCGGUGUCGCCGUCGGCGCGAUGCGUCGGACCAGUGCGUCUUAGAGCCGAAUCGAAGUCGCCGAAUGUCGAUGCUCGACCAGGCGUCCUGAACCGAAGGGAUCUGUUGGCUGGAUCACUGGCUGCUCCGCUGACGCUGACUCUCGCGGAAGCAGCAAGCGCAGAUCAAGAGGCUUCGGAAUUUGUGACGUUCGACAAUCCCAAGGAGAAAUAUACCUUCCAGGUUCCUGCAGGCUGGGUGCAGAGCGAGGGCACGGCGGGAGUGCGCAAGGUCGUCGCCUUCCACCCGCCCGACCGCACGGAUGCCAACGUGACCAUCCUCAUCACGCCGCUGGCAGCCGAUUUCACGUCGCUGGGGUCGUUUGGCACUGUGGAAGCCUUUGCUGAGACGCUGGUGAACACGCUGGACCGCAGCUGGCAGCCCAGUCCCGGGCAGAAGGCAGUGCUACUGGGAGCCAAGUCCGCCAACGACAAUUACUUGGUGGAGUACACGCUGCAGAAGCCCAGCGAGCCCUGCAUCCACCUCUUAUCUGCUGUGGCCACGGGGCAGAACGUGUGGUACAACAACCUCUUCACCCUCACUGGACAGUAUCCUGAGGAUGAGGCUGCUACAUUCAAGCCAACAGUGGACAAGUGUGCAAAACGCCAGACAACGUAA